AUGGGUUCAAGAUCAGCUCGUUGGCGUCAGAGUUGGGCACCACAACCAUUAACACCCUUAAUGGAAGGUCCUGACCCUGAAAUGCAAGAAGAAGGAACCAAAAAAGAAAGCUCUUGGGAGGCUAUAAGGGAAUGGUUCAAAGCUCAGAAGAUUUCUCCUGGUGCCAACAUUUCAUCCCAACAAUCAUUUUAUGGAACCAUUCAUGCUAAAACACAAGAUUUAAGGUUGUUGCUUGGUGUCCUAGGUUGUCCCUUGGCUCCAAUUCCCUCAGAUCAUGACCCUGCUUUAACCAUUCACAAUCACAUCAAAGAUACCCCAUUUGAAACUUCAACAGCCAAGUACAUCAUACAACAAUACUUAGCUGCAACAGGGUGUUUGAAACAACAAAAGGAGAACAAAAACAUGUAUGCGACUGGAAUGGUGAAGAUGAUUUGUUGUGAAACAGAGAUAUCAUCAGGGAAGAAUGUAAAGUGUUUAGGGACAAGAAGCAGCGAAAAUGGUUGUUUUGUACUUUGGCAGAUGUUGCCAGGAAUGUGGUCUCUUGAAUUGGUUGUUGGAGGCCAUAAGAUUGUUGCUGGUAGCAAUGGUAAAACUGUCUGGAGACAUACUCCUUGGUUAGGUACUCAUGCUGCUAAAGGUCCACAACGCCCACUAAGGCGCAUUAUUCAGGGUUUGGACCCGAAGAGCACCGCAAGCUUAUUCACCAAUGCGCAAUGCUUGGGAGAAAAUCGGAUCGGGAACGUUGAUUGCUUCGUUUUAAAGGUUUGCGCGGAUCGUGAGACGGUGAUCGAAAGAAGCGAGGGACCCGCGGAGGUGAUAAGGCACAUAUUAUAUGGUUACUUUUGUCAAAAGAGUGGACUCCUUAUAUAUUUGGAAGACUCGCAUUUGACUAGAGUUCCAACGCAAGAUAGUGAUACGGUGUAUUGGGAGACUACUAUAGGAAGCAGCAUUGGCGACUAUAGAGACGUGGAUGGAAUUUUGAUUGCGCAUCAAGGAAGGUCGAUUGCGACGGUGUUUAGGUUUGGCGAACUCUCGAUGCAGCAUAGUAGGACAAGAAUGGAAGAGAUUUGGACUAUUGAUGAUGUUAUGUUUAAUGUACCUGGACUCUCAAUGGACCAUUUCAUUCCUCCUGCGGAUAUUCUUGACACUAUAAAUUCUCCAUGA
Lathyrus sativus (Indian pea) is the source of this 1164-nucleotide messenger RNA. Lineage: Eukaryota; Viridiplantae; Streptophyta; Magnoliopsida; Fabales; Fabaceae. The record is from the annotation of a GenBank genome assembly.